AUGAUAAAGACAUUAUUAGAAGUACGACAGUUACCUKCACGAGCCAGAAUCAAAGCCAUUUCACUCUCAAGAGAUCGGUCCUCUGAAAUACCGUAUACCUCCGUACAACACGAAAGAGCUCCACGAACUGGUCACUACAAGCAAGGAACACAGAAAUCACAAAACAGUGACAAGCCUUUGAAGCGCAAGCACGCUGAUACCGAAGACAUCGAGAACGACCCAAGCCAGAUAAAACUCCCCUCUAAAAAGGAAAACUUCCGACAGGAUUCGCCUUCUUCUCCGAAAUCUCCCUAUCUGACAAGCCAGGAAAAUUUUUCAAUGGAAAAAAGAUUUCUUGUGAGGUCUUCAGACGGCAAGGAAUUAACACCUGUUACCAUAGCAACAAACCUGUCCCCACCACCCACCCCGCAGUAUGGUAACUAUCCCUUCAUGUACAUGGCCUCCCCAGAAAUGAUUUAUGAAUCAGCCGUCAGGAUAUUACACAUGACAGUCAAGUGGGUGCGCAAUAUUCCUACCUUCCUGGACUUACCAUUUCGUGACCAGGCUAUUUUACUGGAAGAGAGUUGGUCUGAGCUUUUCAUCUUGAGCCUGGCUCAGUGGAACAUGGUACUAGAUAUGGGUUCUCUUAUCGCAGCUGCUGCGGGUAACGGCCACGACUCUCCAGAUGGUAUGGCAGCCAGUAUCAAUGAUAUCAGAACGCUGCAAUACAUGGUAUCAAGGUUCAGAGCAGCCAAUAUUGAUCAGACUGAGUUUGCAUGUCUUAAAGCUAUUCUACUUUUUAAGCCAGACAUCCGGGGACUUCGUUCUUCUCGAGACGUAGAAUAUCUCCAAGACCAAGCGCAAAGCAUGCUGGGCGAAUACGACCGAGUUAAUUACUCGGAUCAGCAAGUUAGGUUUGGUAAACUGCUUAUUACAUUACCCAUCUUAAAGUCCCUAUCAAGUAAGGCCGUGGAACAGAUCUUUUUCCGUGGCACACUGGACUCCAUUCCCAUGGAGAGAUUGCUGUCUGAUAUGUUUAAGUCUUGUUGAAAAUUCUUCUAUUACGACUGAGAGAAAGUUGUCAUUUAAAAACAAAACAAAUUAUAUAGAAGACAAAAUAGCGCAGAAAGAUUGCGCAAUAGCCCGUGCGCAACGAAAGAAGAAAACGAAGAGGUAUAAACAUCAAAGACGGACGAAUGUAUAGAUCUUCUGACUUGAAAGAAGAACUAGAAAGAGGAUUAAAAAAGCCUUCUACAGCCCAAUGGGCUUUAAGAAGAAAACGUUUUUCUUACUAUACGCCAAGACAGCAUUACAUGAUCAGUUCGAUGUUUUCUCCAUUCCUUUGAGUACAUUUAAAAAGAAAAAGAUCUGUUGCAUCCAAUAGCGCCAAAUUUAAAAAAAGAUGAAACGGAAGGAAGAUGCCAAUUGUUGACAUUGGAAAAACUCACCAUACCAAGCAGGGCUUGGCAGAAGUAAAAUGCAUGAUUCAACAGCUGGUCUGAUUAUUCGCAGAUGGAUUUUGGAGUUCAGUUACUGUUUUAUACGACUACACGGGCAGGCACCAGUUUCUUGGAUAAGGAAAAGUGCGCAUAUAUGAAAUGUUGGACAAACCAAAUACAAGCAAUUUAGAAGACAGUUUUCUGAGUAAUGUCAAGUCUAAAACUGGCAAGAAUCAAUCUGGGAAUAAAAAAGCACAGCUUUAUUUCUUCUCAGUUCCCUCCCCCCCCUUUUAAUUUCCAAAAUGUUGCACACAUUUGACAACCUUCAGUAUAAAAUAAAUUUAAAGUAAUUAUUAUAAUAAUGUACAGUUAGAUUAAAUAUAAUUACAAGCUAAAAGAUUUUAUCUAUCAUAUAUAUUUAUGCUGUAGGAUUAGAAUGCAAAUCGUAGAUCGUAGUUUAAGUUCAGGCUAUUUUCCAAAGAAGGAAGCCGAAAACUUCUUCUAAAGAGACGGAACGUUCAUAAGGGGAGUGGUUUGAAGCAAAAAGAAAGGUCUUAGAAGUAAUAUAGCGGUGGAGUGGGGUGGGGUAGAGGAAUGUUAAUCGAGCAAAAUUAACUAUAUCGACGCAGGGUGUAGAGCAGGGGAGUGRUCAGUAAAGGUCGAAAAAUACAUCACGCCUCCAUCCCACAGUAAUAAAUGUCCGUCCCUGAUUUUUUUUGUUCCGCACGUUUUUGAAAUGAUUGACAGCAACUGUUACAAACUGUUUAUUUGUUUCACGGGUAGAAAGGAAUCAUUUUUAAGGCCGCGUUUACACCAAAACAUAGGAUAAUGACAUUUUGCUAGGGGGGCCUCUUUGUUUGUCCACAAGGAAACUUGUGUCUAGUAAUCGCACUUUUUUACUUKCAAGAGAGUGUGAGGUGUGCGUUCAUUUAUAGCUGCCCAUUAGAGCUUACUAUCUCAACACGAGAGUCUAUUUAACCUCUAUGUUCUUGUGUUUCUGCCACUAACACUAUUUUAAAGGUCUGGGAUAGAGCAAAAACUGGGAAGCAAAUCAAUCCCCUCCCCUCACCUUCCCUCUCCUUUCCUUUCCCUUCCUCCCUGCUCCCUCCCUGCUCUGCUUUUUAAACUUACCAAAAACUUUAAAUAACGCUGUUAGCUACUUCACAUUUAUUUACAAAAAGACAAUAUCUCAAGUAAAUCAAUGAUUCAGGUUUUUUAUUUUUCAUUAAUUUAUUAUAUCUGUUAUAUUAUUCUAAUAUAAUCAAAUAAAAGGAUAAUGUUAUGCAGGCUCAUAACGACAUAAA
This is a messenger RNA of Actinia tenebrosa (Australian red waratah sea anemone), 2722 nucleotides long. RefSeq names its product nuclear receptor subfamily 2 group E member 1. The record is from RefSeq and is a predicted model, not a curated record. Lineage: Eukaryota; Metazoa; Cnidaria; Anthozoa; Actiniaria; Actiniidae. Gene Ontology annotation, molecular function: zinc ion binding; sequence-specific DNA binding; DNA-binding transcription factor activity. Gene Ontology annotation, biological process: regulation of DNA-templated transcription.